AUGACUUCGGGGGCUAGGACUAGGCUCACUCCAUUUAUGGAGUGGUUCAGGGAUUUUUUUCUAAUGCGCAAAUACAACAACGCUCAGCGUUAUGAAGACCUUAUGGCACGGCGUACCCAACCUCCACCUAACCUGCCCCCGGGUGUAGCGCACAAAAUGUCUGAAAAUUAUUACUAUACCCGUGACGUUCGCCGCCAAUGCGGCCCACCUGUACAAGUUUUUAAUGCUGGGCCGAAACAAAUUACGGAAGGAGGAAGCCAUGCUGCAGCCAGUCCACUCUUUACCGACUUUACUCCCGGUUCAAAACAUAACUGGGACGCAGAUAUCAAGCGGUAG
Messenger RNA from Hydatigera taeniaeformis, 336 nucleotides. NCBI's taxonomy places the organism in Eukaryota, Metazoa, Platyhelminthes, Cestoda, Cyclophyllidea, Taeniidae. The record is from the annotation of a GenBank genome assembly.